Messenger RNA from Trifolium pratense (red clover), 2107 nucleotides. Its product is annotated as purple acid phosphatase 15-like. Lineage: Eukaryota; Viridiplantae; Streptophyta; Magnoliopsida; Fabales; Fabaceae. The coding region runs from base 192 to 1844 and encodes 550 amino acids. The record is from RefSeq and is a predicted model, not a curated record. The transcript is spliced from 7 exons. Gene Ontology annotation, molecular function: metal ion binding; acid phosphatase activity.
UCUAAUUGUAGGUGGAAACUACCAACUACCACCAAGCAUAGGGGCACUAAAUUGUUGCUAAAAAAAGUAAAAUCACUACGUGGCUCUCCCAAAAGAAAACGAUAUGACAAUUGACAUCGGAGUCGCGACAUUUCCACUCUCUCACUCUUUCUUCUUUCAAACGGAAACCCGAAAAACUUAAUUAUCCAAUUAUGAACUCACUCGUUUCACCUCUUCUCUCAUUCCAUCGAUCUUUCAUUCUCUUUCUCAAUCUACUUUCUCUAUUUAUCACUUUCAGUAACUGCCACAUCCCAACCACACUCGAAGGUCCAUUUCUUCCCGUCACCGUUCCAUUCGAUCCUUCCUUGCGCGGCGACACCGUCGAUUUACCUGACACCGAUCCUCGCGUCCUCCGUCAAGUCGUCGGAUUAGAGCCGGAGCAAAUUUCGCUGUCUCUUUCUACCACUCAUGACUCCGUUUGGAUCUCUUGGAUUACAGGGGAAUAUCAAAUUGGUUACAACAUCAAGCCAUUAGACCCUAAAACAGUCUCAAGUGUUGUUCUAUAUGGAACUUCAAAAUUUGAAUUAGUGAAUGUAGCAAAGGGCCAAUCCCUCAUCUACAACCAACUUUAUCCUUUUGAAGGCCUUCAGAAUUACACUUCUGGAAUAAUCCAUCAUGUUCGACUCACAGGAUUGGAACCAAGCACACUAUACUAUUAUCGAUGUGGAGAUCCGUCAUUACAUGCCAUGAGUGAUAUAUACUAUUUCAGGACCAUGCCAAUUUCUGGUCCACAGAGCUACCCAGGAAGAAUUGCUAUAGUUGGAGAUCUUGGUCUCACGUAUAAUACGACUACCACCAUCAGUCACAUGACUAGCAACGAACCUGAUCUUGUCCUAUUACUUGGUGAUGUAACAUAUGCAAAUCUGUACCUUACAAAUGGAACUGGCUCAAACUGUUAUAGUUGCUCAUUUCCACAAACUCCUAUACAUGAAACCUACCAGCCUCGAUGGGAUUAUUGGGGAAGGUUUAUGCAGAAUCUAGUGUCCAGAGUUCCUAUAAUGGUGGUAGAAGGAAAUCAUGAAAUUGAAAAACAGGCUGGAGACAAGACAUUUGUGGCUUACAGUUCCAGGUUUGCGUUCCCCUCUGAAGAAAGUGGAUCACCAUCCACAUUCUACUACUCUUUCAAUGCUGGCGGCAUUCAUUUCAUUAUGCUUGGGGCUUAUAUUAAUUAUGAAAAACCAGGUGAACAAUACAAGUGGUUGGAGAGAGAUCUGGCUAAUGUUGAUAGAUCAGUGACUCCCUGGCUUGUAGCUACCUGGCAUCCACCAUGGUAUAGUUCUUAUAAAGCUCAUUACAGAGAAGCAGAGUGUAUGCGGGUGGAGGUUGAAGACCUGCUUUACUCAUAUGGUGUGGAUAUAGUAUUCAAUGGACAUGUUCAUGCUUAUGAGAGGUCCAAUCGGGUUUAUAAUUAUAAAUUAGAUCCUUGUGGUCCUGUAUACAUUACUAUUGGGGAUGGGGGUAACCGAGAGAAGAUGUCAAUCCCAUUCGCAGAUGAGCCUGGCCAUUGUCCUGAUCCUUCAACUACUCCUGACCCUUACAUGGGUGGCUUUUGCGCAACAAAUUUUACAUUUGGCCCAGCAGCGGGCAAGUUUUGUUGGGAUCGCCAGCCGGAUUACAGUGCUUUCAGAGAAAGCAGCUUUGGCUAUGGAAUUUUUGAGGUAAAAAAUGAAACAUGGGCUUUGUGGACUUGGUAUCGCAAUCAGGACUCUUAUAAGAAAGUCGGAGAUCAAAUUUACAUAGUAAGACAACCUGAUAUAUGUCCUGUUCGUCAGAGGAUGUAUAGCGAUUGUGUUGCUUCGUUUUAAGAAACAUGAUGAUUUUAUGAUUUAAAAUCGCACAUUUGGCAAUACACUUGGUAAAACAUAAUCAGUUGAGGGAAGGAGACAGAUGGCAAUUGAUCCACAUUUUUAGGAGUGAUAAGAAGCAAAAGAGAGAUAAUUGCUCACAUAAAUAUUCACUUGUGACUUUGUAUAAAAAGGGUGAGCAUUGAAGAAAAUUGAUGAAGUCGCGCCUUUUUCCUUUUGGUACUCUCUUGUAUAGUAAUGGUUAAAUCUUGUAUUUGACCUUC